Molecule: messenger RNA, 1615 nt
Organism: Trachemys scripta elegans
Lineage: Eukaryota; Metazoa; Chordata; Testudines; Emydidae
Product: E-selectin-like
Exons: 10
Coding region: 353-1615 (420 amino acids)
Biological process (GO): heterophilic cell-cell adhesion; response to cytokine; leukocyte tethering or rolling
Cellular component (GO): membrane; external side of plasma membrane
Molecular function (GO): oligosaccharide binding; sialic acid binding
Source: RefSeq, a predicted model, not a curated record
AUCCAGAAAGUUGUGCAUGGAACUGCAAGCAAGUUGAAAUGUUUACAGCCAAUUUUUGCCAGUCACCGAAGAUCCAUUUUCUUCAUUGACUACAGAUAUCCUCUUAGCUACGUCACUGGAAUUUCUAGGAAGUAGGAGCUGAUAGAAUAAAAAGGCUGCGAGCUGAAGGCAAAGGGUACACACUGACUGGCAGCUCUCCACUGAGUCUUAGCAUAAGAACCACUGCCGUGACUUAGCAAAGGAAAACAGUCGCUGAAGACACAUCUUUACCAGGCUGCUACGUAGCACCAGGCAUCACAGCCACAAUCUCCAUCUCUUCAAAGAGCAAAGUGAAGAGAAGUUCUCCAGAAACAUGAUUGGCCUGUGGUUCCUCUCUGUUCUCACUUACAGACUUAUGGUGCUUGAGGAGGGCAAUUGCUGGACAUACCACUAUUCAGAAAAAAAUAUGACCUAUAAGCUUGCGGAGAAAUGGUGUAGGAAACACUAUACAAAUAUGGUUGCCAUUCAGAAUAAGAAGGAAAUUGCCCAUCUGAAUACAUUUUUACCCUUCAAUCCAACUUAUUACUGGAUUGGAAUCAGAAAGAUUGAUAAUGAGUGGACCUGGGUUGGAACAAGAAAACGGCUGACUGAAGAGGCUAAAAACUGGGCUCAGGGUGAACCAAACAACAGAAAGAAUGACGAGGACUGUGUGGAAAUCUACAUCAAAAGAGACAGGGAUGCAGGCAAAUGGAAUGAUGAAAGAUGCAGCAAACAGAAGGUUGCCUUGUGCUACGCAGCUUCCUGUAACCAGUCUUCCUGCAGUGGCCAUGGUGAAUGCCUGGAGACCAUUAACAAUCAUACCUGCCUCUGUGAUGCUGGAUUCUAUGGGCCUGAAUGCCAGCAUGUUGUGACUUGCAACCAAUUAAAAGAACCCGAUCAAGGGACACUGGAGUGCAGCCAUCCACUGCAGACCUACAGCUACAACUCAUCCUGUGAGGUUCAGUGUGCAGAAGGCUAUGAAUCAACUGGGUUUGAACCAGUCUGGUGUACCUCUUCCGGAAACUGGUCUGCACCCACUCCAGCAUGUACAGUUGUGCAGUGUGAUGGCUUAAAGGCUCCAGCUCAUGGCUCCCUGACAUGCUCUCCGGCUUUUGGGAACUUGCUGUGGAAUUCAACCUGUGAGUUUGCCUGUGAAGAAGGGUUUGUAUUGAAGGGAUCAGACAGGCUGCAGUGUGGCGCUUCUGGAAAGUGGGAUGGAGAACAGCCGGAAUGCGAAAGUACCUCUAUGGAUGGCUUAAAGGCUGUGGCUCAUGGCGCCCGGACGUGCUCUCUGGCCUCUGGGAACUUUCUGUGGAAUUCAACCUGUGAGUUUGCCUGUGAAGAAGAGUUUGUGUUGAAGUACGGCGCUUCUGGAAAGUGGGAUGGACAGCAGCCGGAAUGCGAAGCUGUGAUGUAUGAAGCAGUGAACGGGCCUGAAAACAGCUUUGUGGAGUGUACCGCCCGUCAUCCAGAAUUCACCUACAACUCGGCCUGUGAGUUCCAUUGUGAGGAGGGCUACCGAUUAAGUGGAUCACCCACAUUUCAGUGUACAGCUCAGGGAGAAUGGUCAGAGCCCUUCCCAAAGUGUGAAGCUUGA